CUUAAGAGAUUUGUUGAUUCGUCGACCUGAAGCCAUUUAUUUCAGUACAACGAUUAACAAUCAUGGUACUUGGAAAGAGUUGGACAGGUCUUGUGCAAGAAUGACAAAGAAAAAGAAAGUAGGCAAGUAUGAAACAGCAUAUCAACUGUGUUGAAUUUCACGUCUGUUCUAUCUAUUCAAUAGAGAAGAGACAAGCAACUUCAGACGACUCGAGCUCUCUGCGUUCUGAAGAGACAAGCAGCUCGUUGUCAGCACAAGUGGAAAAGUUGAUUAUAGACGAGAAUAUGAAAGACCUCAUUCGCGAAGAAGAUGAUUUCCCGGAUAACCUGGUAUCUGGAUUUGCAAUAGCAGUAGAACGGUUAAACGAUAAGAGGUCGUGGAUGAGAUUGAAAGCCUUAAGUUAUACCUAUGAAGCUCUUCGCAAUGAUUAUCGACCAGAAUUAUUGGAAAAGACUGUGGAGACGCUUGUAUAUACACUGUUAAAGGGACCUUUUCAUCGAACUAUACAAGAAGAAAGAAGGUUGAGUUGUCUUCUGUUAGCUAGCGUUGUGUUAACUUUGGGAGAAUCGAGCUCAAGCGAAUACGUUUGGGAACACUGUGGACCUUUAUUGAAGACCAUGGUAAAAAGAGGUGUGAAGGGUAGUUUAGAAGCAAUAGCUUGUGUAGGAAUGGUGGGUUCCACUGAUUUAGAAGAUAUAUGGUUGUUGAUGGGAGAUAUUUCUGGAUAUUUCUUGUCCUCAGAUAUUGAGUUGGCUGCAGAAGCUUUACGAAGUUGGACUUUAUUAGCCUCCAGUUUGCCGAUUACGGACUUGUAUCAUUUACUUUGUGGUACGAAUUCUCCACUCACUAUAUUUCAGCGACUUUUUUCCAUUCCUUCUCAGACGCUUCAUCAUCAUCAUCAUCAUCAUCAUGAAGAAGAGGAUGUAGAUAUCGACAAGGAGCUGGACUUUCAACAUAUAGAAGAGUGGCCAAAUGCAUCUGUUGGUGCUGAAAAUGGAACUUCUGUAAGACUACAUCAAAAUCGUACAUAUCGUGUUUCAGAAAUUUUGCAACAGCUGUAUCGUUUUCGUUGCCAAAGUGCAGAUGCUUUAUUCGAAGAGAAUAAACGAACUCCCAAGAAACAAAGAAGCUUGCGCAAGUCCAUUGUCCGAGCGCUGGAAGAUCAAGUGGAUAGCGAGCAUUAUCAAUUGGCAAAUGGUGAAGAAAUACUAUUUGAUACUUGGUUGGAUAAACUGCGUAUUCAAAGUUUUCGUGUAAUAUUUGGAAGUGGAUGGAAGAAACAUUUGGAAUUGAAUGUCUUUGUGAGACAAGUUUUGUCACUAGGAAUGCCAGUAGCACCAGUACCAGAUAGUGAGUUGCGUCUUACAAAAGAAGAAAAACGAUUGUUUCGCAGUCCAAAUUCGAUUUUGGAAAAAAAACGAACAUUACAAAGACAAGGAAGGAGAACACGUCGAAUUCGUGAACGUGAAAUUGUAUAAAAAUAAACUUUCAAGGACUUGCCGCACCUUCAUGGUAGAGGGUUGGUUCCAAA
Messenger RNA from Galdieria sulphuraria, 1531 nucleotides. RefSeq names its product interferon-related developmental (IFRD) regulator family protein isoform 2. The transcript has 4 exons. The record is from RefSeq and is a predicted model, not a curated record. Bases 129 to 1478 code for a protein of 449 amino acids. NCBI's taxonomy places the organism in Eukaryota, Rhodophyta, Bangiophyceae, Galdieriales, Galdieriaceae.